Microtus oregoni (creeping vole) is the source of this 1720-nucleotide messenger RNA. RefSeq names its product transmembrane protein 80 (gene Tmem80). The transcript has 5 exons. Gene Ontology annotation, biological process: non-motile cilium assembly. NCBI's taxonomy places the organism in Eukaryota, Metazoa, Chordata, Mammalia, Rodentia, Cricetidae. Gene Ontology annotation, cellular component: ciliary transition zone. The coding region runs from base 413 to 844 and encodes 143 amino acids. The record is from RefSeq and is a predicted model, not a curated record.
AAGCUUCACGAAAGCUUACGAGCGUUUCUUCCUCGCUGCCUAGGAGGCUAGUCUGAUUGUGGUCACCGGCCGAUAGGGCUGGUCGGCUCUGGGUAGUAUCUCGCCGACUUCUAACGAAGUCUGACUUCGCCGACCGACCCUGGAGCCACUCGAUUUUUCCAACCCCCUCUGGAGGCGGCGGAAGCCGAGCUCACACGAGGUCUAGCCGAACUCCGCCGAAUGUCUCCGAGCAGAGUUCUUCGGAGCCUCAGUGCCCGCCUCCUUCUGUCCGAAAGCUUCCGAGUGUUGCCGGACGGAAGAAUCGGGCCUCGGCAGCGGUCGGACGCCCUCAGCACCGCGGGGCGGGAGGAGCGAAGAUGGCGGGAGGGUGCGGCCAAGAGGCUGCUGGGAUUGUGGCGGACCCAGCGGCAAAAUGGCGGCCAUGCGGCCAGGGAGAGGCUCCUUCAAGGUGCUCUCGUCAGUUCCUCUUCAGAUGCUGUUUCACCUCAGUGGGCUGUACUAUGCCCUGUACUUCCUAGCUACAUUCCUGAUGAUUACAUAUAAAAGUCAGGUUUUCAGUUAUCCUUUUAACUGUCUGGUCCUGGAUCUGGUUCUCUUGCUUCUGAUGGGGAUUCUCGAAGUAGCUCGGCUAUAUCUAGGCACAAAAGGCAACCUGACGGAGUCUGAAGUGCCACUGGCAGCCAGCCUGGCAUUCACAGCAGCCAGUGUCCUCCUUUCUGUUUACUUCCUGCUCUGGCAGACCUUGGUACUGUGGAUGGACUCGGUCCUCAGCACCAUUCUCCUGGUGCUACAUGGGCUGGAGGCUGGCUUGCAGGUGGUGGUCAUUGCUGACUUCAUCAGGUAGACGGAUCAGGAUAACCUACACAGCAGUGCUCCUCAGCCUCCAGCCAACUCCUUUGCUCUCAAACACAAUGGGUAUCUUUUUUUUUUAUUGAUUGUCUAUAAAUGGAUUUAGGUGGUUUAUAAACCUUUUUUAGUGAGCGGGAGUACAGGAACCAGGGAGGGGCAAACUGUUAGGAGUUUAGGUGUUGAAGAUGGUUAUCAUGGACAGUAGUCAACCCUAGAGAUGUCCACUCCUGUUGUAUGGUCAGGGUCCUGGCUAUAGCAGCAGGACCACCAGUGAUCACCAGGCCAUUGGAAGGCCAAGUCUUUCAGGAAGUCAACACUGGGGGCAGCCCAGCUGCUCCACCCUAUCUCAGCCCUAUAAAUGCAGCAUCUUGGCAGGAGGACUUGGCUGUGUUGGUCUGUCACCGUGUGUUUUCUCACAGGAAUUACUGACUUCCGUGCUUCCCACACUAACCCUGCUUCUUGUUCUGAGAACCUGCUGUACUCUGUAGCGAGGCCUUUGUCCAGGCCUGGGAUCCCUCUGAAGUUGCAGGAUGGCAGGCUUUGAGUUCCAGGGUCCCUCCACUUUGGCUCCCUGUAAGGCCAGUCCUGAAUAAAACUGUUUGGUUUCCAAAAGGAAACAAAAGCAAAUGUAUGCCGGGUGGGGUGGCACACAACACCUUUAAUCCCAGCACCCAGGAGGCAGAGGCAAGCAUAUCUUUGUAAGUUCAAAGCCGGCCUGAUCUACAGUAUGGUGAAUUGCAGAUCAGCCAGGGUUACAUAGUGAAACUUUGUCUUAAAAAAAAAAAAAAGUGGAGGGAGCUGAAGAGAUGGCUCAGCAGUUAAGAGCACUGGCUGAUCUUCCAGAGAACCCAGGUUCCAUUCCCAGCACCCA